Messenger RNA from Durusdinium trenchii, 1631 nucleotides. The record is from the annotation of a GenBank genome assembly. NCBI's taxonomy places the organism in Eukaryota, Dinophyceae, Suessiales, Symbiodiniaceae.
CCCCCAUCCGCUCUGCUCCCACCCAGCUGCACCCUGACCUUCCAUGGCCCCACCCUUGGCGCGCGUGGCGGCGGUGCUGGGCACGCUGGUGGAGGGCGCCAAAGUCGAGUACUGGCAGAACUGUGCCGCCCGAGGGCUCUGUGAUACGCUUUUCCACCUGCGCACGGAUGCAGCAGUCCAUCAGGCACCUGCAGGUGCACCGAAAGGCCAUUGGAAACCCUUGGGCCAUCCGGACUUUCUGGAGACCUGGGAUGGCGAGGUGGAUCGCUUCGACGUCGCUCCGACCCCGGAGCUCUUUUGGACCAAGUACCAUGCGGAGCGAAGGCCUUUUAUUGUGAAGGGCGCCGUGCUGGAUUCCCCUGCCAUCAACUGGACUGAUCAGUACAUCAUGGAGCACUUCGGCGAUGAGGUGGCGAAGGUGGAAUGGCGGAAUGAAGAUCGCCUCACAGACUACUGCGGGCAGAGCAUCAAGGGGAAAUUCAUCCAUUGUCCCAAGGAUACGAUCCCCUACGUGGAGUCCAGAACGAGCAUUCGGAACUUCAUCCGGCAGAGUUCGAAGGACCCGAACUGGGCGAAGUACAUCAUCUCCCAGAUGCCCGACGCCAUGGGCAAGGACUGGAAAGUUCCUGGGUUCUUCAAUUGCGGCAAGCGCUUCGAGGGUGACAAGAUGAGAGGGAAGCCCUGGAUGACUCAGAUGUAUGAGAACAACUUCUGGUAUCUUCGUGUACCUCCACAGAAGAUGGGCACCUCCACGAUCCAUUACGACAUGAAUCAUCAAGUGAUGUGCAUGUUUGCCGGGAAGAAGGAGUGGAUCAUGUGGGACCUGCGGCACGAAGCUUCCAAGAUCCCCAUGUGGAACGAGUACUUCCGACCCAACGGCAGGCCACAAGGCUCCGACGACUCGCCCAUCGACGGGGAACGUGUCGAUCUGAAACGCUGGCCGCAGUUUGCGAAGGCGCACUGGAGGAACACGACCAUCGAAAAGGGUGAUUGCCUCUAUUUACCUGCGCACUUGUUACACUACGUCAGAUCGUGGAGUGACGAUGCAGAUGACCCACGGAUUAUCGCCCUGAUGACCAUGUUCCAGAGCGAAGUGCGCUAUGAGCCCAGCAACUGCAUCGAUGCACCGGAGAAGGUCUUUCUGAGCGAGUACGACGUCCUGUGGGGCGAAUUCCCUGGAAGUUUGGAGGUGCCGCGGUGCAUGAACCACGUGAAGAUGGGCUACCCCAACUGGAAGCGGACCUUGGCCUCGAUGGCCAAAAAGGAAGUGAGCGUCAAGAGCUUUACAAAGUUCUGGGGCCGUGAAGGCUAUCCAUCCAAGCUCAUCAAGGCAGCCUGGAAGCGCUUCCAGCAGGAACAGCAGGGCUUUCCAGCGACGAUGACCUGGGCCGAGAAGGUCUUUAAUAGCACGGCUUUGGCCAAUCUGGCGAAGGAUGUCGCCUGCGCCGGAGAGGGACACGACCAGCCGGAGCGGAAGCUGCGGGAUGGUGAGUCCUGGGAUGCGAGGAAUGAGUAUUCCUUGGCUGGAGAGUACAAAGGCUACACAGAUGAGAAGCAUCAAGAUCUGUGAGCCUUUGGCGAUUCGCCCAGAGAGGGAACCAAAAGGACGAGAGCUUCACACCGCGUCGGAC